Closterium sp. NIES-67 is the source of this 2040-nucleotide messenger RNA. The record is from the annotation of a GenBank genome assembly. Lineage: Eukaryota; Viridiplantae; Streptophyta; Zygnematophyceae; Desmidiales; Closteriaceae.
AUACUUUAUCGCCGUUUUGCGAGUCGAGAUUCUCGUGAAAGUCUGUCGCAAGCGCAAUUCCCGCAAUGGCGGGCAAGCCUAGGCCCUCCGCGAUGGCGCGUCGUGCUAUGUUGGUUCGGGUAGUCUCUAUAUCCGCCUGCUUGCUCCUCUGUGCCCUCACCUGGCAACAGUACCAUGCGUCCUCCGUGGAAGCUGAUCUCGACCAAUCAGCGUCGUCCACGUCAUCGUUACGCUCUUCUCUUGCCUGGCUCUCGCGCAAAGCAACCAGAAAGCUCGAUCCGGCUGGCCAGGACCAGCAGCAGGACGGGCAGAACAAAAAAAAACCUAACCUGCCCCUCGGCCCCCAAUUUCAUCUCCGUAACUUCGUCUCUCAGCGCUUCUACGAACCCCGCGUACCCAAUGCUCAUUCCAAACCUCAAUCCGAACAUCUUUCCGAACCUCCUUCUCGCUCGCAGCAGCCCCGGCGCCACCCCUCGGGCCUCUGCGUCGCCAUCCCCACCGUCCCUCGGCCAACCGUGGAGCCCAACGUGUCCAGCUGGCAGCUCCUGACCCGGCUUUUGCGGGAUCUAGACGGCGAGCGCGCCUCGGGGGAGGGGGUUCUGGAGCACGCGAUUAAGGUGGUGGUGUAUAGCGCUUCGUGCAUGUAUAGGUUCCAGCCAGGGGCGGCGGAUGUGGGGAACAUAGUGGGGGACGGGACACGCGUAACGGAGCUGAAUAGGGCAGUCGAAGAGCAGUACACGCAGGCUGUUAGGGUUUCGCGGGAGCUUUCCGUCCCCGUCUAUGUGGUCCCCGCUAACGUGGACGUUUGUGCGUUCAUUUAUAACAAGACACGUUUGGAGGAGGAGGUUCCGAGGGAGCUACAGUACGAGGAUUGGAGCCGGUGGAUGUGGAUGGCGAAGGAGAGCAUCGAUUUCGUGUACGCCGUGCGACAGUGUAUGGUUACCAACCCGCGUUACAUAUUGUUCCUGGAAGACGACACGAAACCCAUCCACCGUUACGACUUGGCAAUCGAGCGUUUCAUCUCAGAAGAUCUUGCCAACAAGUCCUGGGCCGUACUAUCCCUGUACCACCCUCGAUCGUUCCACUGGCCAGUGCAGCAUGCAGACGAAUACCUCAUGCCCUGCUGCACCCAGGCGCUACUCUUCAACGUUACCGCGUUACCAGCGCUGCUGAAUUUCGUUGAAGGGAACUUCAUGCGAGCGCCGAUUGACCUAUUACUGCGCGACUACUUGAAAGAGAACGCCCUGCAUGCAUACGUGCAUGUACCGUCGCUGUUCCAGCACAUGGGCGUGUUCAGCACCAAGGACAGCAGCAGCAGGGCGUUCCACUUUGACUUCCUGUUUGGCAAGAACGCUUCGGCGUUGGCGGCCAUGCGCGGUGCGGCCGACGGGGUGAGGCUAGCGCCGCUGACGGUGACAUGAGGUUGGUAGUAGUGGGCUGGAUGGUGGUACCGUGAUGGCAUUGGUGUCGUGACAGUCAAGAGGAAGGUGUGCGGGUGCCGAUGGUGCGUUAGAUGGUGGUGAUAGUGGGUGUGGCAGAGUGGCAGACGGAGUGGGAACAGGAAGCUGGAUGGAGGGACACGGCUGCAGUGGAGCGGAUUGCAAUGACAGAAGGUUGAAGACGGCUCAAGACGGCUGAAGCACUACAAAAUCCAGUCCUUGUGGCGUGCUGCUGAGGCACACACUGCAUCAUAUAUUGCAAGGGUGCCAAAAUUCGGGGGAGGAUGAAGCCAUGCGUUUGUUAUGCUGGCGAUCGCGAGCGGUUUCAAGAUUCCAGCCACUGCUUCUUACAAGGUCCAAGAGUAAGCACUAUGUUGAAGUAUACUCGACAGAGUUUACUUAUGCAUUCCUGAUACAAAACUUAGACUGUACUAGUAGCGCGAUACUGUCAGAAAUCCAGUCACUAACCACUGGGUUAAAAGGGCUUGUUGAAUAGCGGGUAAGUGCGCCCAUAGCCCCCCAGGCUCUGCACCUGUGGCCCUUCUCCGAGGAUCUUUUCAAGGGUAACCCAGCGGGUCACUCGACAGAUACCUCAUAUGGC